AGGUUUUAUUUUCGCCGGAAGUAUUGAUAUUAGCUCCCUUAGAAUUUCUUUUUUUUGAUUGGGACCAGAAACACCGUGGAAUUGAGGGCGGGGAAGAAAGAUCGUCCUCUGACCCUUCAUCAUUCAUAUUCUAUCUCCUUUAAGUUACAGUCAUACUUUGCUGUGCUGAUCGGAUUCGGGGAAACCCACAAUGCAGCCAUUUCUCAGAAACUGAACUGAGAUGUCACUUGCUUCUCUCUUCACCGGUGAUUACUCACCAACGAUGCUUUUUCCCAACAAAUAGCAAGCUAGCCCAAUCUAAAUGAUGGAUUCCAGGGUUCGAGGCAUUGCUGAAACACUUCGGCUAAGAACUGCACAGGAUGCUUUGGUGGCCACACCAUCAAAUACCUUGCCAUCACUUGAAGUGCAGCAAUGUCUUGCAUUUGACAACCCUUAUAGUACACUUGGACUACAAAAGGCUCUUCCACCCAUGCCUCAUGACGAGCAGUCUAUUGGCUUAGACAACUACAUGAGCAGUGGGAAAGUAUGGAUGCCAAAAAAUAAGAGAGACACAGAGUUGGUGAUCACUCAUCUCAUGAGGGGGGUGAAGGAUGGAUCAGCCAGUUGUGGAGUUGUCUUACACAAGGACUUCAAUGUACAUAGCGUGCACUUUGAAGAAAACCAAUUCCAAGAACUGGAACAGAGAGGUGGAGGGGUCAGUGGUCAUGUGACAGCAUAUAAAGACAACUCUGGCAAUAAGUUUGUCAGGAAGCACAUGAAGGAUGGGAAGAAGCUUCGUGAACAGGAAGUGAUAUCAAUGAGGAAGCUGUGCCAUCCCAAUAUUUGUAAAGUCUAUGCACUCGCUUGUCAUGCUGGGUCUGUGGACAUCAUGAUGCAAGAUGCAGGUCGAUCCCUGUACACUCGUCUUCGUGAACUGCGAAAUAAACUAGGGCCUGAAACAGGAUCACAGUUAUACUAUGGGGUGGUGCAGGAUCUGGCCUGUCAGGGCUUCCGAGCUCUUCACCACAUGCACAGACGCAAGGUGUAUCACCUAGAUCUCAAGCCUGAUAACAUUUUGGUAGACUUGACCUCACACAACCAGCUUCACCUCAUGCUGGCAGACUUUGGUUCCAGCCUGAUAGGCGAUCAGAUGAUGUCGUUUAGCAUGCAGCUGACACCAGAAUACUGGGCUCCCGAGCUAUGGCAGCGCCUUGCACCCUGUCUGCGUUCUAAGGAUGACUACAACAAACUUCAGAAAGAACAGUUUCCACCCCAAGCAUCAUUUGACACUUAUGCAAUGGGACUGACAGUCUAUUUCAUGUGCACACUGCGCCAUCUUCUGAAAGUUCUGGAAGCAAAAUUUGUAGGCACAUCUAAUGACACUCAAAAGUCAUUUCUCUUCAAAGCUCAGCUGAUGACUGAACAUGCUCACCGCAUUGCUGGCUGGGCCACUCAGGGGCCCUUUGUAUAUGAUGAGCCACUGCCCCUAAUCUUGCAGGAGCUCCUGAAAAACACUCUACAACCAGACCCUGAAAAACGUUGGACAGACUCACAAGCAGUGGAGUGGCUUUCUGGUAAGCCAGUGAUUGAUGAAGAUGAAGAGGAGGAAGAGAGCGAAAACGAAGAAUUGCAGGUGCCAACCCAGGUUCAUGAUACAGUCUCAGGGUAUACAGGUGAAUCAAUGGUUGUGGAGGAAGAUGUCUGGCAGUCUGCGGUCACAUCAUUCCAUGAUGGAGGAGAUCAUCUCUUUGGAACAGCAAGCUUCCAGUCUCUGCAAGAUCAUGAUGUCAAAGGUCAACAAAAGCUGGGCCUGCUAGUGAGAAAUGUUCAACCCUCACAGGAUGUGACCUUCCAGGCUAGUAAACAUGAGCUUGUUGCCGGAGCCCCCACAAACCUUCCAACUACUUUCCGCCAGAACGUGGUGGUUCCUGAGGCAAAACAGAACAUGGUGCUAGAAGGUUAUUAUACUGUGCAGCUAAACGACACUUUUGCCCUUAUGGAGCUGGAUGAGGUUUCUCCUGCUGCAGACCAGGGAGUUGACCUUGACCUUUCUCUGCGUGUGACCACUUCACAGGAUUGCAUACCAGAUGUAGCAGUUCCUGUGGGGCUUUGCCAAGCAGAAGAGAAGCCAGCUUGGAAACCCACCCAGUUUGGUGUGCAGCAGGCUGGAGAUGUGGCAUUUGCUGGUGAUGCUCUUGGUAUGCGGAGAAACAUGAAUGUCGGAACUCAGCCCCUUCCUUUUGAAGGAGGAAAGGGUACAUUGGAAACCCCAGUCCAUCCCCUUGCUCCUCCUGAUGGUGUAAAUAGCAUGCUUCCUCCUAUAGCUCCCCUUGGGAAGGGUGGCUCUGCCCGUGCACCCUCUAAGGCAGUUUCUAAGAAAGGCAAAACUGUUUGCUCCAAGGGUCAUGCACAUCCAUAUGGCAUAAAAUCAGCCAGUGGUACAGGCAAGCACACAGUACCAUUAAGUAUUGGGAAGAAAAUGAUCUUUUACCCUGGGGUUGUGGAUAAGCAGCCAAGCCCACAAAGCGACUUGCCUCCUGCUACAUUCUUUGUGGCUGGCAGUGCUGCUCCCACACCUUCUGCACGCACGAUGCAGGAGGUGCCUGCUAGAACCUUGCAGCCCAUUACAAGGGCUGAAGAUGCUGUAGUAGCAGUAAGAAUGCCUCGUGGUUCCUCUGCCCGCUACAUUAACCCCUGGUCUGUGGAGGCAAAUGAGCAGGCACAGCCACCAUUUCCUGUCAGUGCGCCAGUUCAAGAGGCAUUUGGUGCGGCACAAGGUUUCCUGCCUGAAGUAUGCUCCACUGUCAUGAGGGCAGUACAAGUGCAGCCACAAGCUGCAUUUGAACUUGGUUCCUUUGCAGAAGAGUCGAUCCAACAGCAGGCUGGAAACAUACCUUUUUUUGGGUUGCUGCUUUGAGCAGUGCUUUGGAUCCACCUGGUUAAUGCAGCACCAGUGUUUUUGCCAUGGAGGAAGCUAACAAGCAUUUUGCCUGGUUGAAAGUCCAUAAAUACAAGAGAAAAAAAAAUAGCACUCCUUAUGUAAGGCAAAUGUAUUAACCAGGAAAGUCUCUUUUUUUUCAUUUGCUUUUGCUUGCUCUGCGCUUAAUUUUUACUCUCAGUCGGUCGUCUCUUCAACAGUACGUUUUCUUGUGUGAAGCACAUGGAUAGAUGUGGCAGCUGACAGGGCCUACCACUCUGGCCUAUUUUGGACAAUAGUAUCAACCACCCUCGAUGGACAGUCUUCAACAAGGUGUCAUGCUGGAUCACAUUCCCAAAUCAGACCAUGUUAAAUUGCUUGACUGUUGCAAGUAGAGGUUCCUAGUGUCCUAUGAGUGUAGCAACCAUGCUUUGUUGGAAGUCAUUGGUUUUAUGUUCUUUGUAUGAAAACUUGCUCUCAGAUGCCUGGAUUCCUCUUUCCAUGUUGGUGGAGUCCCCAUGUCAAAUCUGUCAUAAUUAUCAUUUGAAACUGCUUUGAUAAUUCUUGUUAACAUGUUUAUAUGCUCUGUUAAUUCUUGAUGAGGAAGUGCACAUCCUUCAAAGCAGGCUUUAGGAAACAUUUCAAGUUGGAGUGAAAUGUAAAACUUUGUAAAUCUCAAAGGAAGGAACAGUUUAUCAGGGCUUGAAUGUUUCUGAGGAAUUCCGACCACCCCAUCAGCAAUGCAGUGAGGAUUGGCUCUCUGGGGUCCAGAUCUUGUCUCGAGCAUGCUGUCGUUUCUGUGCAUGUGCCAUCUGUUUACAGGGACUGGCUGCUUUGCUGCGAUAUAUAUCCUUAGUUGCUGUCUUGGUGUAAAACACCAAUGCCCCUGCUCCUUCACUCCGUAAGUUUCUACAUGAUAUGAAAGUAUUUUAUCACAAAAGAUUUUAUUGGGGUUAUUGUUGGAGACAUAGAAUGUCACUUCAAAAAAUGUACAUGAAAGUAAGAUUCCCCCCCACACACACACUCCCCUAUGAAACCACUAUUUUUUUCCUUAUCACAAUUUACUUAAUAUUUGUAUUUUUAACAUGUGCAGUUGUUAGCACGUCAUCAGUACAGUGGGAAUCGACUGUCUUGGCUUCAGAUCUCAUUUCAGGCAUGCUGUUCUUUCUUUGCAGUUUUGCAGUGAUAUAGAUACUGACAGCAUAAAGCACCAGAAACCCUGCCCAUCCCCUCAUCUUGCCUUUUUUAAAAAUCCCAUUUGAUGUAGAAACAAUAAGGAAAUCCAUUGUUAUAUACUUUAUUGAUCAUCUUGGCUAGAUGCAAAGCUUGAUUAUUACGGCUUUUUUGUGUGCCAUUUAAAGCCUGGUUAUAUUUACAUCGUAGUCCAGAAAACAGUGCCAUAUUUUUUUCUAUUUAGUUGUUGAAGAAGUGUCUUUUCGUAGGUUUGUGUGUUUCUACUUUCAUCACCUUAAGCAGACAAGAUUUGUUUAUGGACAGCAAAGACAUUUUCAGGUCUGGAAGAGCACAAUUAUGGAAACCUUUUUUAAAUGGCUGAAAAUUGCUUCUUUCAUUUGUUAAAAAGAUCAUAAGUAUUAUCAUUUGUCAGGUUUGUUUGCUUUGGAGCAAAAUUAUUACAUUGGGGUUUUUUUUAUUGAUUUUUAUAUUCUUUAUAUAUUUGGCUAAUUGUAAUGCAUCUAAAAUAUUUUUGUAACUUUUAGUCUUUCAGGCUUGUGGCCAUUUUUAAUUCUUGGAUCAGCUUCACUUGUGACAUGCAAAAAGUUGAUAAUGAAGAAAUAUUGAUUGUAGUUAGUAAACUUUUUCAUAUACUUCUCAAGUGUUUUGAGUGACUUUAUUUACAAAGUAGCACAAGUACAAAGAUAGGAAAACAAAUGAUUAUCAAGAAAAUAUUUACAAGAAGAGACACUUUAUGAAAUAAGUGUUGAAAACAAUUACUGUUUUUUGUGUCCUUGAAUGUAUACGAGUCCUGUUGUCUAUACAAGAUGUCUAGUAAUGUAGUAGUAGUUUUGUUAAUGGGUUAGUGUUUAUCUUUGCAAACAGUAGAGAACUUGUACAUCAUAUACACAUCCCUUCAUGUUUACUUUUAUUGUGCGAAGCCUUGUCAACUAAACGAAAUGAGAUCAGAAUUGAAUAUGUGUGAACUGUGGAGCACACUGCACAUUUUAAUAGUCAGCUGUGUUUCUAUUCCACUCAGCAUCAUGUUAUGAAUAGCUACCUACAGUAGAACUGGUUUUUGUUGCGCUGAUGUCUUUGCAACUUGCAGCUUUUCACCUUUGCACAUUUUCUGCUGAUGCUUCUGCUCUUCGCUAAUGAAAUAAAAACUUAAAAAUGUCA
Molecule: messenger RNA, 5248 nt
Organism: Pomacea canaliculata
Lineage: Eukaryota; Metazoa; Mollusca; Gastropoda; Architaenioglossa; Ampullariidae
Exons: 12
Coding region: 302-2896 (864 amino acids)
Biological process (GO): protein phosphorylation
Molecular function (GO): ATP binding; protein kinase activity
Source: RefSeq, a predicted model, not a curated record